AUGAUCACCUGAAAGUGAAAAUUCAUCGAAUUAUAGAGAAAUAUGGUCAUUUGCCACUACCUGUUCCCGUCCCUGCAUAUGAGAUCGACACUACAGCUACUGCUUUGGGUACUUGGGUGCAAUGGCCAAAAAAUUUAGCACAAAUGUUAAGUGAUGAGGUUACACCGACACCUAAAAAACAAAAAGGGAUUUCGGGGGAGGCUGUUAGAUCUUCUAGCCAGUUGCAUUCAGCCGGUUCGGCUUCUCAGUUUAGUCCAGUUAUCGACGAUCGAUCGUUCUUGGACUCCCUCACUGAGGACUGCAGGGAGUUAGCAGAUACGCUUGCCCUUGCCGUCGCAGACGAUGAUGCUGUUGGUGUUACCUUGCCGAGAUCCUUGUUCCAUUAUUCGAGAGAUGAUGGCACCGCUUUUCUGACCAAGGAGGAUAUUGGACAGGCUACGCAGUCGGACUUGGAUGGAUUUGGGGAUGCUAUUGGACGUGUUUGUUGGAUGUGUCCGCAAAGCACCGUUAUGGAGUCGCAUUCAUCAUCAAAGGAGGUAACACAGUACAUUGUGCAUGCUAUGGUUGGAUGCGUCGAUGUAGAUGCUAGUAUCAUGUUCGCGCCAAUCUUUCAAGAGUAA
Messenger RNA from Beta vulgaris subsp. vulgaris (sugar beet), 620 nucleotides. RefSeq lists its product as uncharacterized. The record is from RefSeq and is a predicted model, not a curated record. The coding region runs from base 144 to 620 and encodes 158 amino acids. The transcript is spliced from 3 exons. NCBI's taxonomy places the organism in Eukaryota, Viridiplantae, Streptophyta, Magnoliopsida, Caryophyllales, Amaranthaceae.